AACAAUGAUUACUCCUUGUUGCCAUGACGUCACGGAUUAACAGGAAAAGAGCAAGCAUUGGAGCAAGCAAACUGUACAGUCUUGUUUAUACGCGGCUUUAGGGCUCAAAAACUCUCAUAAUCUUGCGAUUUAAGGGCGUUAAAGGGGAAUAAAAAAGAGACAGAAAGAAGAGCGAUGUUGUAUGUAGCAAAUAACGGCGAAACAUGCAGGGAUCAGCUAUGUCAGCACCCAGAAUGCUGGCAAAGCAAUGUGCGCCGUGUUCGCGAGGCUGUCAGGAAGAGAAAUAAUAUCCUACAAGAGGACGAUGUAAGCAAUCCGAGCAGCGAAAGGUUUGAUGAUAUGAGACAGCAUUUGAAAGAUAACCAGAGUUACUCAUUGCCUACAUUAAAGAUUAUUGACAUGUCAAAAGACUUGAUUACCCCAAACAACAGCGGCAAUCAAGGCCAAAUUUUCGGUAAUCAAGCUGAGCAGGAGAAACAACAUAUGCUUAACUGUGCAGUGCAUCAAUUAACAAGUAAAAAACCAAUGACUGCAUGGAAAGCUGAACAUAAAGAAUCGUCAGUCAGCAUACAACCAGCUUGUCAGUCGUCACUUAGAGCCCAGGCCCCUCACACGACACCUAUUUCACCAAGUCUCCCAGAAAAACAUAUUUCAACCGAUUGGAAGGAAAUUCUCAAUGACAAUAUGGACCUUGCUGACAACCCUACAGAUGAAACAAUGGCUAAAAUAAAUUUUCAUGAAAUCUAUGAUUACAAUGAAGUGUGUCAAGGGUGGCAGGACAUGUUUAUCUCAACAGCUUAUCUUGUUUGGUGUCCAGCCAAAAGGAAGAGACGAAAGAAAGUCACUAGAGCGAGCUCUGCUGUAUCUGAAAAAAGGAAAGGGUUCAAAAAUCCUAUUGAAGAUAUGCUGCCUUUACCCACUGAGGAUAGAAAAAAGAAACCUCAGACGUCAUCAAAGGUCCCCACUGGCGGCCAGCCCUACUCACCAUGUAGAUCACCUGUGAGUAGAAUGUAUAAUGUUAAGCCUGUGGACUACAUGUCUGAAGGCGAAUAUAUCAUGACUUUGACCAAGGAAGACAUACCAAAAUCAUUAAUAGCAACGAAAAAGAUCAUUGAACAGAAGCAAAACACCGCCAGAAAGGAAAAAGAUGUGGAUUUUGGGUUAAAGAAAUCGGGCAGUACAAAAGUUCUUGUUGAUAUUUCUGCGACAUUGGCAACACCUGGCGAAGACAAAAACACUAAAGUUGAGGAGAAAAACACUGUUGAAUUAUUCCAACGGCCUAAAGACAAACGACAGAAGAAGCGAACAGGUCGUAUCGUGGUGGAACCAACAUCAGAUUUGGAGUACCGGAAAAUGUUACCCCUACCGUCAAUCGCAAUUCCCUGGGGUUUAAUCCCCGAGAAGCAACGGGACCAUUGUAGGAAUUCAAUACCUCAUUGCGUUGACCUUGACGUCAUGAUGGAACCCGUUCUGUAUCUGCCGAAGACUGCCAGUGAGAGUCGAACAAGAGUGUGCGCAGAUAUGAGCAAGAAAGAAGCUUGGAGGGAAACGACUGGGCCAAGUUGGGAAGCAGAAGAAAGAAACCAUCUCACUUCAGCUUACAGAGUCUCACCUAAGAAGAUUGACACUCCAGCCCCUACCCCAGCGACUCCGGGAUCUCGUGAUAUUCGACGACAUCGUUCCGGCCGACGACUGCCGUAUACGAAGGACUCGUUGUCCAAUACGAGGUUGCGAGAGGUUUAUGAAACAGAGAAAAAUACAAAGGUUCCAUUGGUCAGGAGUUCGGGUAUUCAAAUUGAGCAAUCGCUUCAAGAAGUAGCAGAAAUCAACGAAGGGACUAUUAUGAACAUUGGGAACGAGUUUUCGAAAAUGUCUUUCGGUCAAAACCAAACUAACAGCACCCAAAGUAAUAUCGAAGUCCAAAGUCCCGGUUUAGAUAAAGUAUCUGACCGAGAAUCCGGGAUGUCAGACCGAGCCGUCAGUCCAAGCAGUCGAACGAAUAUACCCUCGGAUAUUUGGGCCGAGCUACGAAGUGGAGGAGCUUUCGACCACCGGCGAAUAACGUCCCGGAGUAAUUUAGAUGUACGGAAUUCCGAUCGGCCUAGGAGCUUGUUACGUGGUUACCAUAGCUCGUUAGGUCUUUCAAUCUAUUCUUACACCGGAGAAUCUAGCUGGAAGCCUCAUCCACCUAGACUACCAAAAUCCUUCACAUACAUGGGCGUCUACAAACCCACUAUCUUACCAAAGAUGCCAGCUUCUCUCACAGUUGUCCCAGUCCCCAGCGUCACGCGUCCAGGUCAUGUGACUGAGACACCGCGCAAGAUGAACGUCGAACUUGGUAAGAUCUGUAGCAUCCGCAUUCCACCAGUACCGACACCCUCACCUGUUCCAAAUAUAGACAUUGUCACAGCCACCGCUAGUAAUGCUGAUGGUGCCAGUAGUAGCACGGAAACUUUGAUAACAGUAGAAAAUAAGAGUUUGGAAAGCUUGAACCAAAAGCAAGGGUCCGUUGAUCAAGUGUGUAUUAGGGAACAGAUCUUAGAAGAGAAAGAGUAUAUUAUCUCUCGCGAGAUUAUCAGUGAGACUGAGGAAGAAAUACCGCUGGACAGCAUGCCAAAUAAAGAUAGCACUGCGCUUACUGUGGCUGAGGAAACAUUGCAGGACAUGGUUAAUAGCGACAAAUACACGAUCGAAGAUACAUUGCGUCUUUUAGACUCGCUUGCAGGUGAAACAGAAGAGUUUAUGAACACGCUACCAAAUGCCGUAUCUACUAAGUCUGUGACGUCGACAAAAGAUGAAGCGACGGAUGUUGUCAUGGAGGAAAAACAAUCGAAGUUAUCGAGUGAUGACAUCACAUGCACAAAUUACGAAAUCACAUGCACAAAAGACGAAAUCACGUGCACAAAAGACGAGGCCGUGGGCACUGAAGCCCAAAUGUUGGACUCAACCAAUGGAGCUUCAGGGUCAAAAAGGGAAAUCAAUCAUUGCGCAGAAGACAAAAGGAAGAGCUCAAAAGACAAAACUUCAUUGGAAAUAGUAGAAACCCGGCACUCCAAAGACGAUACAGCGCAUCAUAGUGAAGCGACGUGCACAGAAGACGUAACUGUGUCCCCGCUUGAGGACAAUACUUGUCGAAAAAGUGAAGAAAAUGUAAUAACGCCAAAUACAGUUGUGACUGUUGAAAUGUGUCAAAAUGAUGAAAUCAACGAAGAACGGUCAGAGAAGAGUCCAAUUAUGGAAGCUCAAGAGCAUCCAAAGUCUUCAGAAAACCUCAGUGCGGUGAGUGCACAGAGAUCUGUGCAUAAGUCUGGUUCAAUCAGAGAAAUACAAGGUUCUCAUAGGAGUUUGUUAUUUCCUGGUGACGAUGUGAGAUCUAUUCUUGAUACGAGCGAUAUCCCUAAAGUUCCGAGUAAUUUUGAACUUAUGCCAUUUAAUGUUGAGUCAGAUCUGCUGUCGCCAAUUAAGAUUGAUUCGGAUCUUCUACUGUUCACUGAUGAUGAUGAUUUGAUGAAUUUGGAAGAUAAGGAUAGUUCUUCUGAAGGAUUAUCAUGAAUAAAGUCGAUGUUUAAAUGUAGUGUAUAUUUAUAAAUAAACGAAUUAUAAUAAGAUUAGAGUUGCCGUUUUAUAAUCUCCCUAUAUUUGUAGCCCAUUU
Dendronephthya gigantea is the source of this 3652-nucleotide messenger RNA. RefSeq lists its product as uncharacterized. The transcript has 11 exons. Lineage: Eukaryota; Metazoa; Cnidaria; Anthozoa; Malacalcyonacea; Nephtheidae. Bases 175 to 3552 code for a protein of 1125 amino acids. The record is from RefSeq and is a predicted model, not a curated record.